AAAGAGACCUCCGCCCCAGCGUUGCUGGGCGCGGGCCCCGGGGCUCGACUCUAGGGCUCCCGGGCAAUGGCCAGGUCUCCGCGCGAUGCCCCCCUCGGGAGCAGUGCUGUCUCCAUCUGACCGCCCUCUAUCCCCUCCAUCCCCUUCCCGUUCCGGGCUCUCCCUUCGCUCCCAGCCAGCCUUUGCUCCAGUCUGUCUGUCUGUCUGGCCUGGCGCGCAACCUCCGGCCACCGGCUUGGAUGGACGCGCGGAGGCUGCUCAGGGGUCCCGGGGUCUUGCUUCCAAAGUUGAUUCUGCUCUUUAUCUACGCAGGCGAUUGUCUUGCUCAGUGUGGCAAAGACUGCAGAUCGUACUGCUGUGAUGGGACCACACCUUACUGCUGUUCCUACUACGCCUAUAUUGGGAACAUCCUCUCGGGCACAGCAAUUGCCGGCAUUGUGUUUGGGAUCGUAUUUAUCAUGGGGGUCAUUGCUGGAAUCGCCAUAUGUGUCUGCAUGUGCAUGAAAAACAACCGUGGGACCCGGGUGGGAGUCAUCAGCACUGCCCGCAUCAAUGCCAUCACCUCCUACCCUGUGGCGCCGCCCCCCUAUAGUUACAACCGGGAGAUGGAAUACUGCGCAGAACUGCCUCCUCCCUACUCCCCAACGCCACAGGCUUCAGCACAGCGGUCUCCACCCCCUCCUUAUCCUGGGCACUCAAGGAAAUAAUCCUCCUCCCAGAAGAGAAUAUGUGCCAGCCACAGCUCUUGCCCAGAAUAAAAUGCCUCUACUCAGAAAUAGACAGGAAAAGGUUGCUGAAAGGAAUAGUCUUUUGGAUCAAACAAUGUGUCAAGUGGAAUGUCCAGGCUAAGAGACACAGAAUUUUUAACCCUUCUCAGAGCUGACCCCACCUGGAGUAUUAUGUUUGGUUUGAUGGAACCACAUUUAAAGAGAUCUACUAAUCAACCUAAACACAUUCAGAGGAGAGUAAUGAGACAGAUUAAAUAUCUGAAAAUGAUACUGCGAUACUGAUCCCGGAAAAGAGAAGAUUUACGUGAUACAGGAAAAUAGCCUGGACUAUCCAAAGAAAGCACUAUAUUCCAUAUUUCACAUAACUUUAAGAGUCAGAACUAGAAUUGUUUGCCCUUUCUUUCAUCAAUAAAUGCUGAGCAAGUGCACAAGAACCUAGUCUGUGCCUUAUACCAUUGGAAGCACUGGAUGGAAGUUACAGGGACUUUGGUUUCAGUAUGAGAAAGAGCAAUUGGAGCUUUUGAGAAGACAGAACUGGCUGACUAUCUGUUAGAGAAAUGCCUUAGAAGGGGCAGCUAAAUCAAAUGGUCGAAGGGUCCAGCGGACCUCAAAAGUUCUCCUUAUGUUUCAUGUAGGUAUGGGAUAAAAUUUGUGUGCCUCCAAAGAUAAAACCUACUGGAAUAGUUCAAUCUCAUCUAUUUACUUUGAAAGUUAAAACAGAGUCAAAGGGAUUCAAAGUUGCUCAAACCCAAGAAUUCUUCAAUGAUAGCGACUGCCACUGAAAAGUCAUCUGACUUUACUCAGUGUAGUAUGACAAACUCAGUGUAGUAUGACAAAGGCUAUUCCAACAGUGAAAAAAAAAAGUACCAGGUUCCAGAAGCAACAAAUUCUUCACUUCCGAUUAAAAUAUUAGAAGCCAAAUAAUUCCAUUUUAUCUACAGCAAGUAAAAUCUCAGAACUUGACCAUGAAGAUAUACAAGUUUACAAAAAGAAGAAAAAAUGAAGUUUGGAUUCUGUUCUGUGGAAUUCCAUUCAUACGUAGCAUAGCAAAAAAUUUCUGUUUCUCUUUCAUAUAUUUUGAUAACCUAGUCCUUUGAAAAAGUUACACAGUUAAUGGAAAGGUUAAGGUAUUAACAUCAAGUUGUGCCUUUUGCCAAAAUCCAAAUGGUAUGAAGUGCUUACCUUUAUGUGUAAAAGUUGGUAAUAAAUAAAUCUAAUAUGCCACAUUUUGUGCUGCAAGUGACCUUAACAUUUAUGUUAGACCUUUUAUGUACUUAAAAUUUACACUGAGAAAACACUGGAAAUAGGCGAGUGAAUUUUUGUAUCACUUUGCAAGUUAGUCUAAAAUGUUUACUCCACCACCAUCAUCAUACUUCAGUGAAGUCCCCAAACAAUGUUAUGAAUUUUGCUUAAUAAAACCAAAGAAAUGUCCUAAGAUAUAAAUUAUAGUUCUGCUCUUAUACACAGAAAAUUUGGUAGCUAAUACAAGUAGCAUAUUUUACUUACAAAUAUAUUGAUCUGAUUGAAAUACAGUUUGUCAGUGAGAUCUAAAAGCCAGACUUGUUCUGAGUGACUUGCUCGGGUUUUUGAUACUGGUAAUUUCCUUGCUUAUGAAGACACAGUGCAUUCAAGAGUUCCAGCCUAUUUUAGUAACUGAGAUUUUAGCACAGUCUUAACAGUACAUACGCUUUAAUUCCUCUUUCUUCUGCAAGUAUGAUCAGACCCAAUCACUCUGUAACUGUGAUGCUCAAAGUGUCAGGGUCUCUGUGAGUUUGAGAAUUUUGGCUGCAAUGCACCAUAUAUUUCUUAUAUAUGAGGAAGAAAAAUGGAGAGGAAAAGAUCAGCGGAAAUUGAAUUCUCAUCAUCUUCACCACCAGUAAACAUUUAUUACAUACCUCUUACGCUCUGCAAACACUACAUAGGAGCCAUUUCAGUACACGCCAUCUCUCUUCUUUUGGGUUUGUUUAAUGCCUCAUGUAAAAUAUCUCACAAACCCAUAGACCUACAAUAGAUGACCAUUUUUAUUAUUUGUAUUUAGUGUCACGAUAGCGUAAAUGUGCACACUAUCAGUACACAUUUUCAGAGUUCACCAAUUAUUUUCAUAGAUGAUACAUCUUAGGGGAAAGUAGCAUAUGAUGCGAAAUCUUUGAACUCCGGUUAUUUAAAAAUCAAUGUAUUUGCUGAGGCCAAAAUGUUUACAAUGAGCAAUAAAAUGAAACAACCCGUUUUAACAAGGGUUAUA
This is a messenger RNA of Pteronotus mesoamericanus, 2970 nucleotides long. RefSeq names its product cysteine and tyrosine rich 1 (gene CYYR1). The record is from RefSeq and is a predicted model, not a curated record. NCBI's taxonomy places the organism in Eukaryota, Metazoa, Chordata, Mammalia, Chiroptera, Mormoopidae. The transcript is spliced from 4 exons. The coding region runs from base 240 to 707 and encodes 155 amino acids.